Messenger RNA from Anguilla anguilla (European eel), 1973 nucleotides. RefSeq names its product L-threonine dehydrogenase 2 (gene tdh2). Gene Ontology annotation, biological process: L-threonine catabolic process. Bases 627 to 1748 code for a protein of 373 amino acids. The transcript has 8 exons. Gene Ontology annotation, molecular function: L-threonine 3-dehydrogenase activity. The record is from RefSeq and is a predicted model, not a curated record. NCBI's taxonomy places the organism in Eukaryota, Metazoa, Chordata, Actinopteri, Anguilliformes, Anguillidae.
UGGAUGCUCAAAGCGGGUCUGUACAAUUUGAUAACGCUUUGUCAAAACUGACAAGGACUGGAGACGUUUGGCAGACUGCGGGUAAAUACGCCGUCUCUCAACUUUAAAGUUUAAUUUAACUACGUGUGUGAAGUUCAUUCAAUGUGUCGCCGAGAACGUCGUAUAGCACUUUUGAAGUGCUGCAGUGCUCCGUAGGCAACAGCAUUCAUUUUACACACGGCAGUAAUCAAAUGGAUUUUCGGACCAGCAGUGAAGAUUCUGUCUCCGGGUAUUGAUGUUUUUCACCAGCUAUAGAAAAGGCGAGCAAGUAAUAAUCCAUUGUGAACACAUAAACCUGAAAAUGUGCAGGAUUAAGUGCUGUGUCAUCACCGAAUAUCACUUGUAACUCGUUCAAGUCAGGUUCGGCUUUUCAGACUUAAACGCACAAAAUGUCACAUAAUUGAGUUUCACUAUUUACUCUCUUUUAUACGUAGAGUACAUUUUCUUUCCUGGGCGGAUUUAACUUAUUUUCAUUACUAUAGCGUUCUCCCGGACCCGAAAAAAAAGGUUGUCAACAAAGUUCUUCGCUUUUAGACGCUGCCCUCGUGUCCACUCCGCAGUGCACAUUUCCCCGGCAGCGUCUCGUCAUGCUGCCGGGCUGGUUGUGCCAAGUCUGCCGCAACAGAGCCCGUUGGCACCACCUGCCUUCGCGGUUUUUCAGCUGGUCACCGCGGCAAAUCAGUAGGUGGAACAAGCCGGAGUCCACCGAGUCUUCCCCGCCGGAGAACCCCCGCGUACUCAUCACAGGAGGCCUUGGACAACUGGGCGUUGGCCUCGCUCAGCUCCUGAGGAAGCAGUACGGGACGGAUAACGUGAUCCUGUCAGAUGUAAAGAAACCUCCCGCGGAAGUGUUUAACAGUGGUCCGUUUGUCUACGCGGACGUCCUGGACUAUAAGAACCUGCGGGAGCUGAUCGUGAACAACCGCAUCACCUGGCUGGUGCACUACAGUGCCCUGCUGAGCGCCGUGGGGGAGGCCAACGUGGCCCUGGCCCGCCAGAUCAACAUCACAGGUCUCCAUAACGUGCUGGACCUGGCCCUGGAGAACUGCCUUCGUCUGUUCAUCCCCAGCACCAUCGGUGCCUUUGGCCCCUCCUCCCCGCGUGACCCCGCCCCCGACCUCUGUGUGCAGAGACCGCGCACCAUCUACGGGGUCUCCAAAGUGCACGCCGAGCUGAUGGGGGAGUAUCUCCACCACAAGCACGGCCUGGACUUCCGCUGCUUGCGGUACCCUGGGAUAAUUUCGGCGGACACGCAACCCGGAGGAGGGACCACAGACUACGCCGUGCAGAUCUUCCACGACGCCCUGCGCACCGGCCACUUCGACUGCUACCUGCGCGCCGACACCCGCCUUCCCAUGAUGCACAUCGGCGACUGCCACCGCGCCACGCUGGAGUUCCUGCAGGCGUCCGAGUGCCAGCUCUCCCUGCGCACCUACAACAUCGCCGCCGUGAGCUUCACGCCCGAGGAGGUGGCCCAGGAGAUCCGCACGCACCUCCCCCACCUGAGGGUCACCUACACCCCCGACCUCGUCCGCCAGACCAUCGCGGACAGCUGGCCCAUGCGCUUCGACGACAGCAACGCGCGGCGGGACUGGGGCUGGAAGCCGGUGUUCGGCCUGCCGGAGCUGGUCACCGACAUGCUGGGGACCAUCCGGGAGCAGAGGGCCAGGGAGGACCUGCCGGCCAGGGAGGGUCUACCGGUCAGCUAGCGCCAUAGCCACACUCAGCGUUACCUCAGAACUCACACACACCCUUCACCCUGUACCCUCAGCAUCACCCCUGCACAGACACCCUUCACCCUGUACCCUCAGCAUCACCCCUGCACACACACCCUUCACCCUAUACCCUCAGCAUUACCCCUGCGCACACACCCUUCACCCUAUACCCUCAGCAUCACCCCUGCACAGACCCCCCCCCCCCCCACACCCCCAUAC